AUGGGUAGUUUAAUGUGCCGUCCUCCAUUUUCUCCAGAUUAUCCUUUCCCACCAGACUGUCCGGCUUUGAGCUACACUUUUACGCACAGCUCACGUAGAACCUGGCUUAUGAGGAGAGGUCGAAUGCCCAUUGCCAACUGGCCACCACCCUCGUGUCCAUCGCUCUCUUCCACUCCUCGUGAGAGCGUGGCUUUUCGUACCGUUCGACUGUCUCUCAUGCUCUGGGCCGGCGGCGAGAGUCUGCAUGGCCUCCUCCUCACGGCGCUGUUCGUCGGCCUCAUAAUGCUGACCUGCAUCGGCUUGGUGGAUCUGAUCGGCGGCAUUUGCCAGCGCACUUGCCUCGGCCCUCCAACCGGCGACAACGGCGACGGCGACGGCGACGCAGGUCUCAACAACGAUGACGACGGCGCUGUAGACAAGUCAGGCCUCGACGGCCGACGCCACGUCGUCUGGUCCGCCCAUCCGCCUCCGCUCAUUCCCUGUCCUCUGGUUGCUAGGUCCGGAUUGGACUUGCAGUCUCCAUGCGACACCCGCCACUCGGACGACUCGUCUGCUCCGCAGAUUUAUCGCGCAUCUGUGCAUGAUCAUCUUCAGCAGCAGCAGCAGCAGCAACAACAACAGCAGCAGUUGCCAUUACCGUUGCCGUUGCCCCAGCAACAGAGUUUGCUUGGUGGCGAUUGGCAAGCGUUGCAGCAACCGGUGCUGCUCCAGGCUCCGAGCCCGACGCAGAGCUCGCCACGGUCUGAGACAAUCGGCUACCUCUUGAAGUGCCCCCCAGUGCCUGGCGAAUGCGCCGGCGCCUCGGGGCCCCUGUACCAGAUCGCCACAUGGCAACCACAGGCCGGACAACCGAGUCACCUCGUCCUCUUGACUCCGGACAAUGCUGCCUCUGGCCGGCCGCAGGUGUCGCCGGUCUUCUUCGCGACCGAGGUCAACGCCAACGUCAACUCCGCCAGUCUCGGCCAACCGACACACACCGUCGCCUGCCUCGAGCCCGUGGUUACCGGCCGCCGCCUUGACAACAGCUUCGCCAUUCCCCUGGCCGGAGGAGCGGGUUUGGCCGGCCCCUCGGACGGUGAGGCGACUCUGCGGCAGGCAGAAGCGACUGUUGCCUCCGCCUCGAGACUCGUCUUGCUGCCGGCGUCCCAUCUGCACCGAGCAGCAUCGCCGCUGUCGACGCCGCUUUCUAGACACGAUGGGAGGUACCGCCUUGUCUGCGUGUCUCCGCUUGGUGCCGGCGAGAGCCGAGGCUCUGACCGAGGCCUGCACACACACACACUCGCUCUCACAACCCCCCACUCCCUCCUACAGCCCAUCCUCAGCAUUGGGCCGCGGCUUUUCGGACUUUUCGCGAAGUCUCCCCCGCUGCCUUCCUUCCAAGCAGUUGCUGUCGGUGGAAUAUACUUUCUCUGUCGUGGAAAACGUGCCAAUUCACUGUUGUCCUAUUCUUAUGGACUUGCGUGA
Messenger RNA from Protopolystoma xenopodis, 1464 nucleotides. The record is from the annotation of a GenBank genome assembly. NCBI's taxonomy places the organism in Eukaryota, Metazoa, Platyhelminthes, Monogenea, Polystomatidea, Polystomatidae.